AUGGGCCAUCGGGGAGAUGUUUAUGAACGAUAUUAUAUGCAAGCAUUCAUUGACACAGAUUGUCAAGCUAUUUACCUUGGAUCUACACGACGAGAAGAUCUAAUUCGAGCUGUUGGCCGACUAUCUCGUCACGAACGGGCCCCUUCAGACCUGACCGAUGCGCAGAAGUUUGAGAUUAGCCAAGAUCCCGAAAUUCUUCAACUUAUUCAGAAGCGUAAAGAGUCUGUUCUGAACAUCAAGUCACGCAGUUAUCCCACUAUCAGAGCAGCUGCGGAAACGAGAUGGUAUAGAAAACAUCAAGAAAUACAGACCGAAAUCAAUAAUUUGAAGAACCAAAAAAGCAAACAGUUGCUGGCUAAAACUAUCAAGGAGUUUCACAAGACUGUUCAUACUAUCGAGGUCGAUCGACAAUUGCAAGGAAUUCUUCCCGCCGAUAUCCUCACCCCUUCAACAAUUGAGUACGAGCUUGAGGAGCAAGCUACUAUAGCCAGAUUGCUCUUCGAACCACAUACAAGCCUUACAGAGGAUUAG
Sclerotinia sclerotiorum 1980 UF-70 is the source of this 531-nucleotide messenger RNA. RefSeq lists its product with no specific name. The transcript has a single exon. The coding region runs from base 1 to 531 and encodes 176 amino acids. Lineage: Eukaryota; Fungi; Ascomycota; Leotiomycetes; Helotiales; Sclerotiniaceae. The record is from RefSeq and is a predicted model, not a curated record.